AUGGGAAAAGAACAAGACCUUUUAGAGUACGUGCUUUCCAGACCAGAUUUGGAGGACCUUAGGGGAAACCCACAAAAAGUGUUGGAUGCCAUUGACAAAUUUGCCGAGAAAGUGCCAUUGAUGACGGUGGGAAAGUACAAAGGUGAGUUGAUCUUGAAAGAAAUCGAGAAGCUGGAACCUACGCUCAUGAUCGAGUUGGGAUGCUAUGUUGGGUACCUGGCAAUUUUGUUUGGUGGAGCAUUGUCCAGAGUGAACGCCACAAUCAGCGAUACUGGAUGUACGCUUUCCAAGUACUUCUCGUUCGAAAUCAAUGAAGAAUUCGCAGCCAUUGCCAAACAAUUCAUUGAGUUGGCUGGGCUUUCAGAUUGCGUAGAGAUCAUUGUGGGAAAAGCGGGCAACACGCUUCCAGACUUCGAGGAACGCAUUAUGACCACCUUUAAAAAAUACACGGCCGUCGACUUGGUGUUCAUUGACCACUGGAAGGACAUGUACGUGCCAGACUUAAGGGUAUUGGAGUCUCUUGGUUUGGUGGCUCCAGGAACCGUCAUUUGUGCCGAUAAUAUCUACUACCCUGGAGUUCCAGAUUACGUGGAUUAUGUUCAUGGAUCACCACAAUCUCGUAAUACUCACAAUUCCACCGUGGUCAACGUCAGCAACCGCAUGUAUCCUGGUAGAUGGAACAUCUUGUAUGAUUCCAAGACAUGCCCUGUCACCGACCCAGCCAAAGGAAUUGAUGAUGCUGUGGAGAUAACGAGAUGCGUGUCGUAUUUAUCAGGAUAA
This is a messenger RNA of Sungouiella intermedia, 780 nucleotides long. The record is from the annotation of a GenBank genome assembly. Lineage: Eukaryota; Fungi; Ascomycota; Pichiomycetes; Serinales; Metschnikowiaceae.